UGUUUACCGAAAGUCUAGAAUUAUGUUUAUUAUUAAAGAAAUUAUCAAGCAACCUCGUAGUUGUCAAAGUUUAAACACUUUACCUACCUCAAUAACCCUUCAAUGGCUCAAUAUUCUCGAAAGCCAAUUAAAUAAUAUAUUAUUUAAUAAAUCUACUUUUGAUUUUCAUACCUAUUUAUCUUGCCGAGUAUAUUCAUAUGUUUCACAACAAUUAAAUUCUUAGAAAUUGUAGUGAUGAAAAUCAAAGCUUUUAAUUUGUGUUUCCUUUGUGCAUUGUUUCUUUUAUCUGUUGUGGCAACAGAGACAUUAAAAGAAGGUAAACAAUAUACAAAAGAGUCAAAGAAAAAUGUUUUGGUAGAUAAGCUUGAUGGUGGGCGAAAACCCAUAGAUAUAGAAUCUUUUGAUCAAAAUAAGCCCGUUGGUGCGGGAAAUAAAACAAGGGAAGAAAGGAUGAUGGAAAAGAAAGCAAAGCUGAAGGAAAGGAAAGCAAAGCUGAAGGAAAGGAAAGCAAAGCAGAAGGAAAGAAUAGUAAGCCAGGUGAGAAAAACUUUGGCAAAGGAGCAGGAAAAGAUAGAAAAGAAAGCAAAGCAGAAGGAAAGGCUAGCAAAGCUGAAGGAAAGAAUAGUAAGCCAGGUGAGAAAACCUUUGGCAAAGGAAGAAAAGGAGCAGGAAAAGAUAGAAAAGAAGGGUCAGAGAAAAGCCCAACGAGGAGAAAUAAAACAAGGGAAGAAAUGGAAAGGAAAUGGGUCAGAGAGAAGGCCAAAGCAUUAUUAGUUGUAAAAAUAAAAUAUAAAAUAAAGCAUACACUAUAAAUAUGCAAAAUAGUAAUAAUAAUAAGAUUGACGUUGUAUACCUUUCAAAAAAUUAUUGAUGGUAUAUGUUUUACUUACCGUGUAUAA
This is a messenger RNA of Cicer arietinum (chickpea), 899 nucleotides long. Lineage: Eukaryota; Viridiplantae; Streptophyta; Magnoliopsida; Fabales; Fabaceae. The record is from RefSeq and is a predicted model, not a curated record.